AUGACUGAGUCCAAGAUUCAUUUCUUCGAUAUCCUAUCAGAGAUACCUGGCACUGCGAAGUCAUGGUCUCCCAAUACUCUCCGGACCAGAAUGAUCCUUAACUUCAAGGGCAUCCCCUACACCCAAAGCUGGGUAUCGUACCCUGAUAUUGCACCUUUACUCAAGGCUCAUGGCAUCCCACCGGGCAAGUCAUCGUCAACGAUACCUUACACGCUACCGGCAAUCAGCCACAAGGGGUCAAUAACGAGCAACCCAGAAGGCGUGCUCAUGGACUCUGAGCCGAUCGCCAUGUACCUCGACAAGCUGUACCCGUCGCCCCCGCUCUUUCCUUCCGGCGACGCAAGCUACUCGCUGAUGGUUGCCGUGCAGAAGCUAUUGAGCCUGCUCUCACCGAGUACGAGGGCGCUGAUUAUUCCCAACGUUCCAUAUAAACUAGAUGAGCGUGGACGGGAGUACUUUAUCCGGACUCGCUCUGCGGCUUUCGGGAAGCCACUUUCCGAGGUCAGGCCGACAGAUGAGGCAGAGUUGCUUGCGUUGUGGCAGCUUGUCGAGAAGGAGUCGGAGACGCUGAUUAAGAUGCUAAAGGGUAGGGAUGGGAAGAAGGGGCCAUUUUUUGAGGGUGAGAAGGCUGGCUAUGCGGAUAUGAUUCUCGCUGGGGUUCUGGCUUGGUUCCAGCGCUUUGACCCGGAUACCUUUGAGAAGAUCCUUGCUCUCGGGAAUGGGGAAUUCAAAUCGCUGUAUGAGGCUUGUUUGCCCUGGCUUGAAGGGCAGGGGGAGGAACGGGAGUGGCCGAUUCCCCAGUAA
Penicillium vulpinum is the source of this 804-nucleotide messenger RNA. RefSeq lists its product as uncharacterized. Lineage: Eukaryota; Fungi; Ascomycota; Eurotiomycetes; Eurotiales; Aspergillaceae. Bases 1 to 804 code for a protein of 267 amino acids. The record is from RefSeq and is a predicted model, not a curated record. The transcript has 2 exons.